Messenger RNA from Schistocerca nitens (vagrant locust), 1067 nucleotides. RefSeq names its product low choriolytic enzyme-like. Bases 1 to 984 code for a protein of 327 amino acids. Gene Ontology annotation, molecular function: metalloendopeptidase activity; zinc ion binding. The record is from RefSeq and is a predicted model, not a curated record. The transcript has 6 exons. NCBI's taxonomy places the organism in Eukaryota, Metazoa, Arthropoda, Insecta, Orthoptera, Acrididae. Gene Ontology annotation, biological process: proteolysis.
AUGGUGAUUGGCGUCCACCCAGCUACUCAAGACAUUGGCAGCGAAAGUAAUUCAAUAUUGGACAUGGCUCUGCUGCAUAUAAGCCGGUACUCUUUGAAUGAUACAUUCAGUGGUUUCUACAGCACUGUGGAUUUACACAUAUGGCUGAUGGGCUGUGUGGCAGUUUUGCUGCUGGCUCUGCUGAUGUCCUCGCUAUUGGCUGCUGAGGGAAAACAACUGCGAUGUUCAAACAGAAAGACGAGCAGAGGCAUCGAGCGCAACCGCGAAGAAGAAGAGAAAAGAGCUGAGCUGAAGUUCCCAGAGUGGACGUCGUGUCAUGUUAAUCCCUGGGAACACAGUAGCAAAUUUGAAGGCGAUAUAAUUGUAAAAAAUCACACCGAACUGAAACAGGCUCUCAGGGAUCCAGAAAGGCUGUGGCCAAACAAGACGGUUCCGUAUCGGUUUGAGCACCUGUACUUCUAUGAGAAUGAACUGAAGAGAAUAAAAGAUACAAUCAAAGAGUUCAAUACUUUCACCUGUGUGCGUCUUCGUCCUGCCACGGAUAAAGACAAGGAUUACAUUCUGAUAACUGGCCACAGUGAAGGUUGCUGCACAAAGAUUGGAAGAGUGGGCGGAAAACAGCUGCUGUAUUUGGAGCCUCCGGUCUGUGUUUUCAAGAAAGGCUGUAUACACCACGAAAUCAUGCACGCCAUAGGUUUCGGCCAUGAGCAUAAUGCACCUACACGUGACAAAUAUAUUCGAAUUAAUUGGAGCAAUGUCAAAGACGAUCAAAAACAGUAUUUUACAAAGCUAAAACCGGAAGACGUAACAGAUUAUGGAGUUGAGUACGACUACUACAGCAUUAUGCACGCCAGCAGGAAAGCAUUUUCUAAAAACAACAGAAGUACAAUUGAGACAAUAGAUGAAUUUGCUGUCAUCGGUCAACGACAAAAAUUAAGCAAAGCAGACAUACUUAAAGUUAAUAGACACUACAAAUGUGCAUGAUACAGCUGAACUUUCAGAGCAAUGCUUUUUGAAGGUUAACCAAAAUUCUCAUCUUCUGAACCAGUCACAUCUUGAAUUUGAAG